Pogoniulus pusillus (Red-fronted tinkerbird) is the source of this 2633-nucleotide messenger RNA. Its product is annotated as homeobox protein NANOG-like. The transcript is spliced from 4 exons. Gene Ontology annotation, biological process: regulation of transcription by RNA polymerase II. The coding region runs from base 144 to 1091 and encodes 315 amino acids. Gene Ontology annotation, molecular function: RNA polymerase II cis-regulatory region sequence-specific DNA binding; DNA-binding transcription factor activity, RNA polymerase II-specific. The record is from RefSeq and is a predicted model, not a curated record. NCBI's taxonomy places the organism in Eukaryota, Metazoa, Chordata, Aves, Piciformes, Lybiidae.
AUGACAAUGGCCAUGACAAUCCCUUCUAGCCCGGGACGGGCAGGACAUAAAGCAUCCCCCGCACCCCCACCUCUGUCUAAUGGGUACCAGCCUGCGCACUGCCUGUUGCGACACUCACUGCCAGAUAGGCUGGAGGCCCGGCCAUGAGCACCCACCUGGCCAUGCCGCCCUACCUGCCCUAUCCCGGCGCCCUCCGGUAUGAGCGUUAUUACUGGCCGUCCCCAGGGAGCAUGGACAACAGCGAGCCUGCCGAGGAGGCUCCGUCGGUGGACACCGUGCCCUGCCUCGCGCUGGAGAAGACACCCAACCACCCAGAUGUUUCUCCAGCUUCCUCUAGCUCUGGGAUGUUUACCCAGUAUACUCCUGACUCUGCCACUAGCCCCACUGCAGAGCGUCCAUCUCCCCAUCCCUCCUCCCAGAAGGUCAAGGAGGAAGGUGAGGGUGUGGUGAAGAAGGCCAAGAGCCGCACAGCCUUCUCCCAGGAGCAGCUGCAAAUCCUGCACCAGCGGUUCCAGAGCCAGAAGUACCUCAGCCCCCAGCAGAUCCGAGAGCUGGCUGCUGCCCUAGGGCUCACCUACAAGCAGGUGAAAACAUGGUUCCAGAACCAACGGAUGAAGUUUAAACGUUGCCAGAAGGAGAGUCAGUGGGUGGAAAAAGGGGUGUAUCUGCCACAGGGAUUUCAUCAGACUGCAUACUUGGAUAUAACUUCGAAUUUCCACCAGGGCUUCCCUAUUGGUGCCAGCAGAAACCUUCAGGCUGUGACCAACAUGCAUCAGGCUUAUAGCAAUGGCCAGACUUAUGGGAGUGGGCAGAGCCUGUACUCAUUCAUGGCUGUGGAGGAUGAGGGGCUUUUUGGUGGAAAAGGUGGGACAAGCUGCAAUACACAGCAAGCUACAGGCUUAUUAACCCAGCAGAUGAACUUCUAUCAUGGCUGCUCUGCUGAUAUGGAUUAUGUCAGCCUGGAGUCAGAAGACACCUAUGGCUUCCAGAGCACCUUUGACAACAUUGCACCGUUCUCAGGCUCUCCUGUACAGCAUCAGUACCAAGCCCCUUGGCACUCUCUGGGAACCCAGAGUGGUUAUGAGUCUUAGGUCUAAGAUACCAGAGGUUUUUCCUCUUCUCUUUUCUGUCAUGGGGUUUCUAGAAUUGAGUCAGGGAUCCAUUUUCCAUUCCUUUCUCACUUGUCCCUCCUCCCUUCUAUUUUAACAGUUGGUGGAGCUCAGUACCCUCCUUCCUUAGGCUAGCCUUCAUUUUAAAGACAGAUGUCUGGUCAUAGCUAACUCUUGGUGUAAGGGUGAAUUGGGUGUGGAUAGGCCACCAUUCAUGGAGGGGCAUGUGCAAUGCCACAAUCAGAGCAGUAGAAGUGGUAAAGGUUUGUGUUUGCUGUCAAAAUUCCUGCCCUCUUCUGCUGCCUCUUUAUCAGGUUAUCUGUGAGCUUUCCCUGAGCAGAGCUUUGCUGCAGGAGAGCCUGUAGUUCAGCCUUUUUCGAUGAAAAUGCCCUUUUGUAGCCCAGAAUCUUUCCUGCUCUCUUGCCUGAUUGUGUUACUACCUCAGUUAGCUAACUGCUAAUAGGUUCUUCAUCUGCAUUCUCUCCUCCCUCAUGAAAUAACUACAUUAGAGCAUUUGAUUUCAGAUUACUUCAUCCAGUUAUUCUCAGCAGCUUCUCUUGGAGGGAUCAGUACCUGCCUACCUCUUGUCUGCUGCUCUCAUGGGGCAGUUGAGAGGUGAGGAGGAGCAGUAAUAACCAAACCCAAAUGCCACCUGCAGACUUCCUUCUUGGUUCUCAAGGCUGUGAAGUCACUUGUGCCUAUCGGCUCAUUCAGGAUGGUGUCUCUGGGACUGUCCCCACUCGGUUUACAUCUUGCCUUUCUAAAUCUCUCUGCUGAAAGACUAGUGGCUAGUCCUAGACUGCACGUUGCAGCAGAGGGUAGCCCAGAGUGCUACUGUUGGAAGUGUGAGGAGCAGUUGUGUGUACCCGCCUUAGAAGUGAUAAGAACAGUCUGCUUAUCUGCACGUGAUGGUUCCGUAGUGCUUCAUAAACAUAGCAUUACUGCAGUGAGGCUUUCUCUGGGGUGGAAGUGGGCAGCUAAGUAAAGGACCCAUUUUAAAGCUGAUGUUCAAUGUCACAUAUCCUGGAACCUAGAUGUUCAGGGCAGGUAAUCCCAUUAUGUCCAACUGGAGUUGUCAUCUAAGGGGCUAGAGCAGGAUGGUUCCUCAUUCUUUUGUCUAGUCUCGGCUUUAAGAGUGUAAAUUGGAAGGAAUUGUGUCCCUUCUCCAGAGCUUAGUUGGAGCUCUUCUGCAUUAUUCUGCUGAAAGGCUGCUUCAGCUAAUGUUAAGUCUCCAAGUUCUGGGGCAGGUGAGAAGUUUGGGCUUUUUGUGGUCAGUACGCAGUUUUUACUGCAACCCUGUCCUCAAAUGUCCGCACAAGGGUUGUGUGUUAGAGUUAAACUUUCACUGCAAAAGAUGCAAACAUUUGUUGUUCCAUACUGUUUUUCCUUAAAUUGUAUUUUCUUGCAGCAAUCUUGAAAAUGUUAUAUUUUAUGUGCAUGUUGUGUUGUAUUGCUCUGUUUCUGUUUAAUGUUCUUACACGCUUGUUUGGUUUGAAAAUAAAUUACUUUAUUUUAAUGUUGAAA